Solenopsis invicta (red fire ant) is the source of this 1568-nucleotide messenger RNA. RefSeq names its product cyclin-dependent-like kinase 5 (gene Cdk5). The transcript is spliced from 7 exons. Bases 109 to 1008 code for a protein of 299 amino acids. Gene Ontology annotation, molecular function: ATP binding; cyclin-dependent protein serine/threonine kinase activity. Lineage: Eukaryota; Metazoa; Arthropoda; Insecta; Hymenoptera; Formicidae. Gene Ontology annotation, cellular component: cytoplasm; nucleus. The record is from RefSeq and is a predicted model, not a curated record. Gene Ontology annotation, biological process: protein phosphorylation; axonogenesis; neuron apoptotic process.
AGAGCAUAUUUGAGUACCGUCGUGCCACGAGCGCGCAGUAGUGUGCAGUAGUGACACUGUGCGCGAUAGUGCGUACGUGUGUGUUCCGCCCGUAGUAUCAGUAAAAAUAUGCAAAAGUAUGAGAAGCUCGAAAAAAUAGGAGAAGGCACUUAUGGCACCGUAUUCAAAGCCAAGAAUCGCGAGACACACGAAAUUGUUGCCCUGAAGCGGGUGCGACUGGAUGAUGAUGAUGAAGGUGUACCAUCGUCAGCUCUACGGGAGAUCUGUCUUCUGAAAGAACUCAAGCAUAAAAAUAUAGUUCGUCUCUAUGACGUGCUGCACAGCGAUAAGAAGCUUACCUUGGUGUUUGAGCACUGUGAUCAGGAUCUCAAGAAAUACUUCGACAGUCUGAAUGGAGAGAUUGACCUGGACGUUGUGAAAUCAUUCUUAUAUCAAUUGUUAAGAGGACUAGCAUUUUGCCAUAGCCGUAAUGUUUUGCACAGAGACCUUAAACCGCAGAACUUACUCAUCAACAAGAAUGGGGAGCUGAAGCUCGCUGAUUUUGGUUUGGCAAGAGCAUUUGGUAUCCCUGUAAAAUGUUACUCGGCGGAAGUUGUAACAUUAUGGUACCGUCCCCCGGAUGUUCUUUUCGGAGCAAAAUUAUAUACAACGUCCAUUGACAUGUGGAGUGCGGGAUGCAUAUUCGCUGAAUUAGCGAAUGCUGGCAGACCACUCUUUCCUGGAUCGGAUGUAGACGAUCAAUUGAAAAGAAUAUUCAAAAUGCUGGGCACACCAACUGAAGAGACGUGGCCAGGUUUAACGGCACUUCCGGACUACAAACCAUUCCCGCAAUACCAUCCUACUCAAGGAUUAGCACAGGUUACACCCAAACUCACUUCAAGAGGCAAAGACUUACUCCAGAGAUUAUUAGUGUGUAAUCCGAAUCUACGGCUGACAGCGGAGGAAGCGAUGGCACAUCCAUACUUCAACGACUUGAACCCUGCCAUAAAAAACGACCGAUGCCAAUAGCGAGUCAUUCCUCUUAGCUUUAAUCGAUCAAAAGCAUAUUACGGCGCAUACAAUGCGCAGCGACCAAAAAGUGAAAAGAAAAACGCUCUAAUAAUGAGCGAGUUUAAGUUGACAAAGCGGGUAGUCCUGCUCAUCGAGCGAUUGAACAUAAUUGAUUCUUCUGUUGAUUAAUCAUAUUCAAUUGCUCGGCAAGUAGACCUGGCCAUUUUGCUGGCUUGAACUCGCCCAAUGAUCGUUUGUUUAUAUAUAUAUAUAUAUAUAUAUAUAAAGCUCGGAUGAGAUGAUCGCUCCUCCCCUUUCCACGACAAGAAGACACUGACAGUCUUGUCGUUUUUGUAAUAAUGGCAAGGAAGAAUCAAUAAAUCGUUAUUUUCAUUCCCUGACGGUACAACUUCCUAGCGAAAGUAAGAAUUCUAUGGUCAGAAAGAAAAGAUGCAGUAUUUCAUACGCUGUCGAAGUUGCGACUGAUGAGUAUGAGGAUUUUACGCAAAUUUAAAUAGGAUAUUAAGCGCGAUUUAUUUAUUAUUAAAUUAUUAUGUCAAUAAACUUAAUAUCUUAAA